Molecule: messenger RNA, 5794 nt
Organism: Talpa occidentalis (Iberian mole)
Lineage: Eukaryota; Metazoa; Chordata; Mammalia; Eulipotyphla; Talpidae
Gene: PCDH12
Product: protocadherin 12
Biological process (GO): homophilic cell-cell adhesion
Cellular component (GO): plasma membrane
Molecular function (GO): calcium ion binding
Source: RefSeq, a predicted model, not a curated record
GCUUCUCUGUUUCCCCAGCCCAGCAACUGUUUGGAAGUCAGAUCCCCACAUCCUGCUCUACUGGAUCAAGUCCCCCCUUGACCGGCUCUUGUACAUCAUUUGCCGAAGUGAGCCAGUGGGUUCCCCUUUGCAGGAUCUCCCCCGGCAAUUUCCCUUCACCCGCGCUUGGAUCUCUCAGAUCUCUUCAGAUGAAGAUGGCCUUGCCUGGGAAUCCUGCUAGUACCAUCAUUAUCUAACCAUGGGACAGGGCUGUGCCCACAGGUCUGGGGGCAGGAGAACGGGGUUAAUCAACGCCCCCCAGAAACACUGGAGGACUUGCCCAGCCUUUGAAGAACUCUAGCAGUUUCUGAAUCUAGCUCACUGGCGGUAAGCAUGAUGCAAUUUCUGCCACUUUUGCUGGGAUUCUGGGGGCCAGGUGGCUACUUGUUGCUUUCAGGAGACUGCCAGGAGGUGGCCACCCUCACUGUGAAAUACCAAGUGUCAGAGGAAGUGCCGUCUGGCACAGUGAUAGGGAACCUGUCCCGGGAACUGGGCCGGGAGGGGAGGCGUGGGCAAGUGGGGGCUGCCUUUCAGGUUUUGCAGCUGCCACAGGCACUCCCCAUCCAGGUGGACUUUGAGGAUGGCCUGCUCAGCACAGGGAGGCGACUAGACCGAGAGCAACUCUGCCGGCAGCGGGACCCCUGCCUGGUUUCCUUUGAUGUGCUUGCUACAGGGGAUCUGGCUCUGAUCCAUGUGGAGAUCCAGGUGCUAGACAUCAAUGACCACCAGCCUCAGUUUCCCAAAAGUGAGCAGGAGCUAGAAAUCUCUGAGAGUGCCUCUCUGCACACCAAUCCCCUGGACAGAGCCCUUGACCCAGACACGGGUUCUAACAGCCUGCAUUCCUACACCCUGUCUCCCAGCGAGCACUUUGCCCUAGAUGUCAUUGUGGGGCCUGAUGAGACCAAACAUGCAGAGCUUGUGGUGGUGAAGGAGCUGGACAGGGAAAUCCACUCAUUUUUUGAUCUGGUGCUAACAGCCUAUGACAGUGGGAACCCCCCCAAGUCAGGCACCAGCUUGGUCAAGGUCAACGUCUUAGAUUCCAAUGACAAUAGCCCUGUGUUUGCUGAGAGUUCACUGGCACUAGAAAUUCAAGAAGACGCUGCCCCUGGUACUCUCCUCAUAAACUUGACUGCUACGGACCCUGACGAAGGCCCCAAUGGGGAGGUGGAGUUCUUCCUCAGUAAACAUGUGCCUCCAGAAGUACUGGACACCUUCAGUAUUGAUGCCAAGACAGGCCAGAUGAUUCUGCUUCAAUCCCUAGAUUAUGAAAAGAAUCCUGCUUAUGAGGUAGAUGUCCAGGCAAGGGACCUAGGUCCCAACCCCAUCCCAGCCCAUUGCAAAGUUCUCAUCAAGGUUCUGGAUGUCAAUGACAAUGCCCCAAGCAUCCACAUCACCUGGGCCUCCCAGCCAUCACUGGUGUCAGAAGGUCUUCCCAAAGACAGUUUCAUUGCUCUCAUCAUGGCAAAUGACUUGGACUCAGGAAACAACGGGCUGGUUCACUGCUGGCUGAGCCAAGAGCUGGGCCACUUCAGGCUGAAAAGGACCAAUGGCAACACAUAUAUGCUGCUAACCAAUGCCACACUGGACAGGGAGCAGUGGCCUAAAUAUACCCUCACCCUGUUGGCUCAAGACCAAGGACCCCAGCCCUUAUCAGCCAUGAAACAGCUCAGCAUUCAGAUCAGCGAUGUGAAUGACAAUGCACCUGUAUUUGAGAAGAGCAGGUAUGAGGUCUCUACUCGAGAAAACAACCUACCCUCUCUUCACCUCAUUACCAUCAAGGCUCAUGAUGCUGAUUUGGGCAUUAAUGGAAAAAUCUCUUACUGUAUCCAGGACUCCCCAGUUUCUCACUUGGUGGCUAUUAACUCAGACACAGGUGAGGUGACUGCUCAGAGGUCACUAGACUAUGAACAGUUGACUGGCUUCGAGUUCCGGGUGAUUGCAGAGGACAAGGGGCAGCCCCAGCUCGUGUCCAGUGUCUCUGUACAGGUCAGUCUCCUGGAUGCCAAUGAUAAUGCCCCAGAGGUGAUUCAUCCCAUACUCAGUGAUGGAAAAGCCAGCCUCUCAGUGCUUGUAAAUGCCUCCACAGGCCACCUUCUGGUGCCCAUUGAGACUCCUAAUGGCUUGGGUCUAGUAGGCACAGACUCAUCACCACUGGCCACCCACAGCUCCCGGCCAUUCCUUUUAUCAACCAUUGUAGCAAGAGAUGCAGACUCAGGGGCAAAUGGAGAGGUUCUCUACAGCAUUCGGAGUGGGAACGAGGCCCAUCUCUUUGUCCUCAACCCUUACCUGGGCCAGUUGUUCAUCAACAUCACCAAUGCCAGUAGCCUUAUUGGGAGUGAGUGGGAGCUGGAAAUAGUGGCGGAAGACCGUGGCAGCCCCUCCUUGCAGACCCGAGCCCUGCUGAGGGUCUUGUUUGUCAGCAGCGUGGACCACCUGAGGGACUCAGCUCAUGAGCCCGGGGUCCUGAGCACAUCAGUGCUGACGGUGAUUUGCCUGAUCGUGCUGCUGGCCAUCUUCGGGUUGAUCUCAGCUCUGAUCGUGUCCAUCUGCCGGACAGAAAAGAAGGACAAGGCCUACAAUUGUCGGGAGGCUGAGUCCACCUACCGCCACCAGCCCAAGCGGCCUCAAAAACACAUUCAGAAAGCAGACAUUCAUCUCGUGCCUGUGCUCAGGGGCCAGGCGGAUGAGCCGAGCAGAGGCGGAGAGUCCCACAAGGACACAGGCAAGGAGGCGAUGAUGGAAGCAGGCUGGGAUCCCUGCCUGCAGGCCCCCUUUCACCUCACACCCACUCUAUACCGAACCCUGAGGAACCAAGGCAACCAGGGAGCCCUCACUGAGAGCCGAGAGGUGCUGCCUGACACGGUCAACCUCCUUUUCAAUCAUCCCAGGCAGAGGAAUGCCUCCCGGGAGAACCUGAGCCUUCCUGAGCUUCAGCCUGCUACAGGCCAGUCACGCCUGAAGCCUGUGAAGGUUGCGAGCAGUCCCACAGGGAGGUUGUCUAGAGACCCAAGCAGCGAGGAAGCCCCACUGAGCCCACCUGCCUCCUCUGCAACCCUGAGGCGGCAGCGGAAUCUCAAUGGCAAAGUGACCUCUGAGGCAGAGACGGGUCCCCAUCAGAUUCUGCGAAGCCUGGUCCGGUUGUCUGUGGCUGCCUUUGCAGAACGGAACCCAGUGGAGGAGCUCACUGUGGAUUCUCCGCCUGUUCAGCAAAUCUCCCAGCUGCUGUCCUUGCUGCAUCAGGGCCAAUUCCAGCCCAAACCAAACCACCGGGGAAAUAAGUACUCAGCCAAGCCCGGCGGCGGCAGGAGUACAAACCCAGACGCAGAGGGCCCAGGUGCCAGGGCUGGUGGCCAAGCAGAACCUGACCAGGAAGAAGGAUCUUUGGACUCUGAAGAGGAUCUCUCCGUGAAGCAGCUGCUAGAAGAAGAACUGUCAAGCCUGCUGGACCCCCAUACAGGUUUGGCCCUGGACCGACUGAGCACCCCCGACCCAGCCUGGAUGGCAAGGCUUUCUUUACCCCUGGCCACCAACUACCGUGACAACUUAUUCUCUGCUGACGCUGCAGCCUCAGAGGAGCCUAGAACCUUCCAGACAUUCGGCAAGGGGACUGGACCAGAGUUGAGCCCGACGGGCACACGACUGGCCAGCACCUUCGUCUCGGAGAUGAGCUCACUGCUGGAGAUGCUGCUGGAGCAGCGCCCCAGCGUGCCCGUAGAGGCCGCCUCUGAGGUGCUGCGACGCCUCUCUGUUUGCGGGAGAACCCUCAGCCUAAACCUGGCCACCAGUGGGGCCUCAGGCGCAGAAGUCCAGGGGGGAGCAGGUGAGAAGGGGAUUGAGAGUAGGUCCUACAGCAACAGCAGCAGCAAGGGCCUGUGGAUCCAGGAACCAGGAGCUCUGGCAGAUGUUAUGGAGCCCAGACCCUGAACAUCCUGGGACAUGAACUGGCUUCUAAAAUCCUUGAACUCACUGGCCAGAGGUGACCCAAGAAAUUUGGGGUGAUCAUGUUGCCCCACAGAGGGUGGCAGGGGUCCAGGACUAACAACUGGCUGAGCAAAGCAGCCAGCCCUGGGCUGUCUCUGCCUGUGAACUUUUUGGAAAACGAAGUGUCUGUGGCUAAGAUUAAGUGUUUGCUGGCAAAACACACAUGAAGGGUGAAGCGUCAGUCCUCUGGCGGAAUUAUGCCAAGGAAUGUCACAAGCAGGGAAGGAUGGUUUAUUGCAUUCUGGAGGAUGGGGGCUGGAUUCUGGAGUACCAGGAAAAGCUCACUGACUUACUAAUAAAGGAAAAGCUGUAGUUUGUUCUCCUGUUUGCACCUGUUAAGGGGGAGGAAGGAAGAACAACAGAGAGGGUUGUCAUUCCAUCUCCAACAAGACCUUGCCAGGUCUGAACAGGAGUCAGGCAAGUUGGAGUGUUGCUAGGUAUGCAGUAAUGGACACACAUGCCCUUGACCCCACACGUCUACUGCUGCAUUCUCUAAUACUCUAACACUCAACUGGAAAAUUAGGGCUAGGAAAAGAAUGACUGUUUAGAGUGCAUUUACACCAGCCAGGCACUGGGUUUUACAAUAGGAUUUAAUUUCCCAACAACACUGGGAAGGAGGUGUAAUUAUCCCCAUUUCACAGACAAGGACAUGAGGCUUGAAAAGGCUGAGUGUCUUGCCCAAAGAUCAAGUAGAGAGUAGAAACAGAGGCAGCACUUGGAGCCAGCCUUGUCUAAUACCAGAACCCAUGCUUUUGACCUUGACACUAAGCUGCCUGGCAAGGCAAAGCAAGGCAAAAUCCCCGUAGGUGAACUUUUGCCAGUAGUAGACUUGCCUGACCUCCUCUCAAAAAACAAUAUUUAAAAGAAUACUUCCAAAGCCUGUCAGGCCUGUGUGGCUCUGCACAUCUAAGAACAAAAGGCACAUGGAUUUGACCUAAUGCAGGCCUGGGCUUCUGCAGGCUCCUGUCCUUCCCCACAAGCAGUCCUCCAGGGACAGAAGUCCUCUUUGUAGACCCACUGUUUGUGAGUAAAACUUUCUCUGUCACAACAGGUUCAGGCCUGUGAAUUCAAUCCAAGAGGACAGUGCGUGAACUGAGUCUAUGAAAUCGACACUGACAGCAUCAAACCUUCCAGGGGAGAAAAGAGUGAGAGACAGCAAAUACUUUCCCAAUGCUCAGAUUUAUACUAAUUUUCCUGGAAAAUUCCAAGCUGUAAUUCAGCUAGCUUCUCAAUAGUUUGGGGUUCUGGAUUCCUCUCUGUGCUCUUCUUUUUGUCCUUUUUUGGAGCUCAGCACUCAUGUUCACUAUCCACAGAAAUGGGCUAAUCAUACUCCCUACCAGGGAUCGUGAAAGCCAUAUUAACUUGGAAUGCAGUGUGGCAUCGUUAGUCCGUUAUUUCACCUUACAGAUGAGGAAAAUAAGGCCCCCCAAAGUUAAGAGCUUUAGGGGCAGAGUCCCUAGGCCUCUGAUUGUCUCACUCCAGGCAAGAGUGAUCCCCUUAUGAGAUCUCUGAUUUUCACACUACAGGGUGCCCAAGUCAGAGAGGCCAGGUGCUGGCACAAAGCGAUGCUUGAACCAUACUUGAAUGGAUGGAUGAAUAAAUGAAUGAAUGAUGCAUGGGGAAAUAAAUGCUUCAGAGCUCCCUUUUAUUUAUAUUGGAGCUCCAGGUAAGACUUCAUUAGAAAAAUAAAUGGUUCCAUUAUGUGAAAGCAAAGUCUGAAAACCACAGCACAAGAGCCAAAAGUGCUGAUUCCCCGAUUACUUGUGGCUUCAUA